This is a messenger RNA of Penicilliopsis zonata CBS 506.65, 406 nucleotides long. RefSeq lists its product as hypothetical. The record is from RefSeq and is a predicted model, not a curated record. The coding region runs from base 1 to 378 and encodes 125 amino acids. NCBI's taxonomy places the organism in Eukaryota, Fungi, Ascomycota, Eurotiomycetes, Eurotiales, Aspergillaceae. The transcript has a single exon.
AUGCCCCCCUCUAUUCCUAACCUCACCGGCUCGUCCUCGCCCUCCGCCGUGCCCUACGGCCCCUACAAAUCCUUUCCCUGGGAGCCUCUGCCAGAAUACGGCGGCUCCAAGUCCGUCAUCUACCGCUCUGAAGAUGGCAAGGUCGUCGCUGCCGCCGCAACAGAGACCGGCACGGCGACCUUGACGUACCCGUGCGACGAAUUCUUCUACGUGACGAGCGGAUGGAUCAAGCUCGCGGUGCAUGGCGGCGACACGUUUACCCUGUCGCAGGGCGAAUUUGUGUAUCUGAAGAAGGGGACGACGGUGGACUUUACUUUUGGGCCGGACUUUGCCAACGUCGCGGUGUUUAUUGACACGGAGAAGGUGACUUUACUCUAGAAGUAUCUUCACAUAUCUUAAUUCAGUA